Messenger RNA from Thecamonas trahens ATCC 50062, 3285 nucleotides. Its product is annotated as CAMK/CAMKL/MARK protein kinase. Gene Ontology annotation, molecular function: protein serine/threonine kinase activity; ATP binding. The coding region runs from base 469 to 3177 and encodes 902 amino acids. The record is from RefSeq and is a predicted model, not a curated record. The transcript has a single exon. Lineage: Eukaryota; Apusomonadida; Apusomonadidae. Gene Ontology annotation, cellular component: cytoplasm. Gene Ontology annotation, biological process: protein phosphorylation; intracellular signal transduction.
CGGACCGGCAAGGUACAACCUUGAGACGGAACUUCUUGUUGGCCAACGUCGACCUCCUUUACAAGACACGUGUUGUGGCCUUGCAAGGGACGCUGGGACCGCUAUCUGUCUCAGUCGCCAGCCUUCUCCUCGCUGCCUUCCGCACCGUCGUUGUUUCCUUCCUCCCGACCGUUCGCCCGCCGACGGCGACACCAUCGCCUGUGACCGACCCAGUGCAGCUAUUCCAAGUGCGGCGCAAAGCAAGGCAGGUCUAUCUUCUUUGCUCUCUCACCACACAAGCAACUGCCUUCUCCUCACCCGCUCGCUCGUCACCGCCCGCUUGCUACAAGGGGACUUGCGGCUGCUGCGAACAACUGGGCCGAGCAACAGCACCCGCACUCUGCUCACACGCACACCCGCACGCCCGCACACCCGCGAGGAACGCACAGCUGGUCAACUAGGUAAUCUCCUGACAGUGCUUGCGCAGCCAUGUCAUCUGGAUCGCGGAGAAAGGAAGUGGUCUUGCCUGGACGUGAUACCUCGUACACAUUGCUCAAGACCAUCGGCAAGGGCCAGUAUGGCAAGGUCAAGCUAGCAAUUGACAAGAACUCGGGCCGCAAGGUGGCGGUCAAGAUUUUCACCAAGAAGGAGCUGACGUCCAAAGAGAAGAUCAUGUUUGAGCGCGAGCUGCGGAUCCACGAGAUGAUGGACCACCCGCACAUCUGCAAGGUCUAUGAGAUCAUCAAGGUUCGUGGCAAGGGCACUUUUGUCGUCACCGAGUACUGCGAGAACGGCGAGCUCUUCCAGCACCUGCUCACGCACGGCCGGGUCCGGGAAGCCGAGGCCCGCCGCUUCUUCCGCCAGCUCAUCUCGGCCGUCGAGUACGUCCACACUGCCGGCUUUGUCCACCGCGAUCUCAAGCUCGAGAACAUUCUGCUCGACGAGAAUUUUAAUGUCAAGCUCGUCGACUUUGGCUUUGCUCGCGGCUACUGUCCCGUGCAGUACGUGCAGACCUCGUGCGGCUCGCCGCACUAUGCUGCGCCUGAAAUCCUGCUCGGCGAAAAGUACCACGGACCCGAGGUCGACAUCUGGUCGCUCGGCAUCAUUCUCUAUGCGCUUGCUGUUGGCGCCAUGCCGUACCGCGAGAACAACGCGUCGGAACUCCGCGGCGCCUUCCGCGAGGGCAAGCGCUUCCGCAACUCGUCCAAGCUCACGGCCGAAUCGUUUGCGCUCCUGGACCGGAUGCUCACCCUCGAACGCCGCGAUCGCGCCACCCUCUCCUACGUCCGCUCCUCCGCGUGGGUUCUCCUCGACUCUGGCCCGCUGCCGCCGGUCAAGCCGUUUGUCUUUGACCCGACCAUCGACGCCCUCGCCCCGUCAUUCCCACAGUUCCACGACUACGCUGUCUCGGAGCUCAAGGCCAUGGGCUUUAUCAUCACUCCAGACGUCGAGCCGGCGGCGCACAUCAAGACCCUCUACCACAAGAUCUUCCACCGUCGCGCCCACGACAACGACGAGUAUCUCGAGCUCCGCGCCCGCUUCGAGUCAACCGGCCAAGUCGAAGGCGAGUCGCUCGUCCCGGCUCUCUCCUCGUCAUGCCUCUUCCCCUCGGAUUCAAAGCACGCGCUCGGCGGCGCUAGCUCGGACGACGACGCUCCAGACUCGGCCCGCAGGUCGCGCAAGGACAAGGACAAGGACAAAUCCAAGGCCAAGUACAAGGACAAGGGCAAGGGCAAGGGCAAGGGCAAGAGCAAGGGCAAGGCCAAGGCCAAGGACAAGGACAAGGCCAAGGACAAGGCCAAGGACAAAGACAAGGACAAGGACAAGGCCAAGGACAGAGCGCCGCAGACGCCGCGGACAGCGCGCAAGGAAAAGGAGAAAGACAGGCUGCGGCGCGACGCAAGUGCCACGUCGCGGACACCACGAACGCCACGGACACCGCGGUCGCGGCGGUCGUCACGCAACUCGCUUGACUCGAGCUGCGCCUCACCGCGUGGACUCUCGCUCUCGCCGCGACCAGACCGGUCAGUAUCAUCGUCGCCGCAGCGAUCGCUUUCGCGCAUGGGAAGGCCGCGGGUUGAGCCGUUCCCAGCCCUGGUUGAAGGAACCGAGAUGGAGAUUUCACAUCUGUCGAGGUUUGGUGCGUCCGGCCAUGACUCGCCGCGCGGACUCCCAUCGGUUCCAGCUGGCUCGGUGACGUACCGCUCGUCACGUGGUGGUUCUGAGUCUGGCGCUGGUUCGUCGUCGACCGAGUACGUGCUUGCCGAGGAGCUCAAGCCCAUGCACGGCGUGUACGUCACCGACAUCUCGUCGCUCGACGAGUCGUCGCUCGACGGCUCACACUUGGACUAUCCACGUGACUUUUCGUCGCCGGACGCGCCACGGCUCUCCAAUGCACCGGCGUUCUCGGCCGGCGUUGGCUUUGGCACUGCCGACAUUGCGUCGGGCGCCGGCAGCCGCUUUGCGUCGCCGGCGCUCUCUGCCCGGUCGUCACGCGCAUCGGACACGCGGACAACGUCACCGCUGCCGCCAGUCAACGACCCGCGCGGCCGCGGUCGGCGCCGGCGCACCUCGCUCUCGCUCGGCGGCGACAUCAAGAUGGCCGGCGACCGGCUGGCGGUCUCGGCCCAGCAGCUGACCGACAUGCUUGCGGCGUCGCGUGGCGGCGUCGCGGGCGGCCAGGCGGCCGUUGCGGCGGGCGGUGCGCCAGCAUCGUCCAAGCCGGCGCCGCUUGUUGUUGACCCGUCGGUCAACGUCCGCGGUGUGCGGCGCCGCAUCUCCGUUGCUGUCCCCGACUCGCAUGCCGACUCGACACUUGCGCAGUAUGACCAGGACCUUGCCAACCGCCAAUCCCGCGGAGCUGGCGCGUCGAGCUCGGGCGCCGGCGCCGCGUCGUCAUCGACGCCCGCCAAGCGACCGCCGCGCACCGUCCGCGUCACCUUUGCCUCGCGCAAUGUCUCGUCGCGCGACGCCGACGUUCUCCUCCUUGAGGUACAGGCCGCGCUCUUCUCACGCUCCAUCCAGUUUAUCGAGCGUGAUUACCUCAUGCGCUGUACCGCCGGCGACAUCACCUUUGAGGUCGAAAUCCUCCGCCUCCCGCGCCUUGAGUUGCACUGCAUCAACUUUAAGCGCAUCUCGGGUGAGUCGUGGCUUUACCAGAAGCUCUACCACUCGCUCCUGGCCUCCAUCCGCAUGUAAAGCGCUUGCCUCCGUUUUGCCUCUUGCCGACAGGCCACUCAGGCAAGCUGCCGUGGCUGCAGCUCUUGGCCAACGCCUCCCGCUGCUCCCGACAGCAGUUUGGCCCGC